UCACUGCAUAACUUCUCCUUACCAUCUUCAUUUCAUUGCCAUGGCAGCUUCUUCAACUUGAAACGCUCCCCGCUCCCUCACUCAAUCUAUGAAAAAACCCUAACAAAACCCUACUUUCUCUAAAAAAAUGGGUUCUCUGCUCCAAUUUCAAGACCUCAAUCUUGCCCCGUCUCCAUCCUCACCCCUAACCACCACCACCACAGCCGCCGCAUCCACCAGCUCCAAUACCAUAGCCACCUUUCUGUCCGCGAAGGAGACUGCCAAAGCUUUGUUAGUCCCAAAAGUCGAACCUAAGCUCGAACCAUUUGAUGUUGAAACCCCAAUCUACCAACAACAACCACCACAAGACCCCAGCAGCAGCACCCAGGAUCUUUUCUUUACCAGUUCCACCCCGAAUUACUUCUCUAAUUCCCAAUUAAUCCCUCCUUUCUCCCAGUCCACAUCCUCCGAGGACGACAAUGCCAAUAAUCUUUACUCUGAAUACAACCGAAUCUCCGAACUCUUUCGCACAGCUUUUGCGAAACGCUUGCAAGAUCAAUACGGAGACAUUUCCGUCGUUUCGGACCCAGAUUCCCGCGCUAUUGUCCCUUUUAAUGAAGAUGAUAAUAAUAACAGUGUUCUCUCCACCGUCGUGGUCUCCCGGCGUCCGAAGUAUCCGCAGCGGUCUUCUGAGCUCGUGCGUGUCACCGACCUGGGAAUCGAGGACCAGAGGUAUUUUCGUGACUUGGUCCGCCGGACACGAAUGGUCUACGACGCCCUUCGGAUUUUGUCUAUCUUGGAGGAGGAGAAGCGAAGGGGAGAACGCCUAGGACGCCGCGCACGUGGAGAUCUCCGUGCUGCCUCUGCGAUGAGGGAUUGUGGGCUCUGGCUCAAUCGGGAUAAGCGGAUUGUGGGGUCCAUUCCUGGUGUUCAAAUUGGGGAUGUUUUCUUUUUUAGAAUGGAACUCUGUGUUAUGGGAUUGCACGGACAAGCUCAGGCUGGGAUUGAUUAUCUUCCAGCGAGCCAGAGCUCGAAUAGGGAGCCUAUUGCUACUAGCAUUAUCGUUUCAGGUGGUUAUGAGGACGAUGAGGAUGCUGGAGAUGUGAUUAUUUAUACCGGACAUGGUGGGCAGGACAAGUUGAACAGGCAAUGCGAGCACCAGAAGCUGGAAGGAGGGAAUUUGGCGUUGGAGAGGAGUAUGCGUCAUGGGAUUGAGGUAAGAGUGAUUAGAGGGAUUAAACAUGAAGGUAGUGUUAGUAGCAAGGUUUAUGUUUAUGAUGGGUUGUAUAAGAUUCUUGAUUACUGGUUUGAUGUUGGGAAAUCAGGGUUUGGUGUUUACAAGUAUAGGCUUCUGAGGAUAGAUGGCCAACCAGAAAUGGGUAGUUCAAUCUUGAAGUUUGCGGAGAGUUUGAGGACUAAGCCAUUGACUGUGAGGCCUAGAGGGUAUUUGAGUCUUGAUAUUUCGAAUAAGAAGGAGAAUAUGCCUGUUUUUUUGUUCAAUGAUAUUGACAAUGAUCAUGAUCCUAUGUGCUAUCAGUAUCUUGAACGUACUGUGUUUCCAGUCUUCGUGUUCACUAAUGGAAGUAAUGGAACUGGAUGUGAUUGUGUUUCGGGAUGCAGUGAUGGCUGUUUUUGUGCGAUGAAGAAUGGAGGUGAGUUGGCUUAUGAUGAGAAUGGUUUUUUGUUGAGGGGGAAGCCGGUGGUAUUUGAAUGUGGGGUUUCGUGCAGGUGUCCACCAACCUGUCGGAAUAGGGUGACACAAAGAGGGUUGAGAAAUAGAUUGGAAGUGUUUAGGUCGAGGGAAACAGGAUGGGGAGUUCGGUCAUUGAACGUGAUCCAUGCUGGUGCUUUUAUAUGCGAGUAUGCAGGGGUUGUCCUCACUAGAGAGCAAGCCCAGAUUUUCACUAUGAAUGGCGGUGGUUUGGUUUAUCCAAAUAGGUUUUCUGCUAAAUGGGCAGAAUGGGGGGAUUUAUCUCAGAUCUAUCCAAAUUACACCCGUCCAUCAUAUCCUGAGCUUCCACCACUGGAUUUUGCAAUGGAUGUGUCAAAAAUGAGGAAUGUUGCCUGUUAUAUGAGCCAUAGUUCAGCUCCAAACGUGCUGGUGCAAUUUGUGCUGCAUGAUCACAAUAAUUUGAUGUUCCCUCACAUCAUGCUUUUUGCAAUGGAGAAUAUCCCACCUUUGAGGGAGCUAAGCCUUGAUUAUGGCGUGGCUGAUGACUGGACAGGAAAGCUUGCUAUUUGCAACUAACUGAUUAAGCUUUAAGAGGAUGUGCAACUUUUUUGUGUGGUGUAGCACUGUGUUCUGAGGACAUGAUGUGCUAAGGUGGGAGUUGGAAAAUGGAUCCUCCCCGGUUUUGACCAAGGUCUUCAAUUUUCUGGCUGCUAUCUUUUUACCUCGAGUUGAUGCUACAGUCCUCGAUUAGAAAGGAGCAUUCACCUAUCAUCUGCACUACAAGGCCUUCUCUGCACCCCCCCUGACUUCAUACUUCUUGUUUCACAGGUGAUUAAGAAGGUGAAACAAAAUGCUGGAACUGAAAAUUUCUCAGCAAAUAUGUGGAUGCUGCUGUUACUGGCAUUUUGACUUUGUAGUUCACUGGAUCUCGAGGAUGAGUCUUGUACACUAAUUCCUUUAGUCAAUUUACUUAGGGUUUUCUGUAAGCUUAUUACUUGUAUUCAUGACUGGAUGAACUUUUUGUAACUUGUAUAUACAAAGUUCUAAUUGUAUAAGCUUGUAUAGAAAAUCUCAGUGCAUCAAAGAUAGGCAAAUCAUUUUAUUUUCAA
Populus nigra (black poplar) is the source of this 2760-nucleotide messenger RNA. Its product is annotated as histone-lysine N-methyltransferase family member SUVH9. The record is from RefSeq and is a predicted model, not a curated record. Gene Ontology annotation, cellular component: nucleus. The coding region runs from base 128 to 2227 and encodes 699 amino acids. Gene Ontology annotation, molecular function: protein binding; histone methyltransferase activity; zinc ion binding. The transcript has 2 exons. Lineage: Eukaryota; Viridiplantae; Streptophyta; Magnoliopsida; Malpighiales; Salicaceae.